UCUCCAUAAUGAUCUUUAGAUGCCAAUACAAGGUUGUUUACAUCAAUAUCAGUGUCUAAGAGUCAAGGCCCAACAAGAAAUGGAACCUUUUCCCGACCAGUUCAUGGAGUUCCACCCUAUCCACGGAACCAACGUGCAACUGAACCCCUUGUCCACGCAGGCCACGCGGGUCGAAAGCUUCGCCAAUGGAGUAUGCUUCAGCAAACACCCCCUCAAGCCAGGGGAGAUAUUCCUCAUAGAGAUCGAGGACAAGGAGCUCGGCUGGUGUGGCCACCUCCGGAUCGGCCUGACCGCCAAGGACCCCAUGAGCUUGGAGGUGGUUCCUGAAUACUCUAUACCGGAAUUGACAGACCAGGGCGACAGCUGGGUUUUCGCUAUCACUCGCAACCACAAUAAAAUCGUGGAGGAGGUCGACGAGGGAGAAGGUGGGCAGGAUCCCGCGGGGGGUCACAGACUGGGUCAGGGGGAGGAGGAAAAUGAAGGUGACACAAACAACAAACCAAAAACUUUUUUCACUGACUCUCAUUUGUACAUUGAGAACGUCCGGAUCCCCAGAGACAAGCUGGUUGGCCGCAGCCGACCUGGACGUUACAGCCACAUUCUGGACGACUUGUACAAGACUAAUGCGCUUCCGCCGACAGCCAGACGUAGCCGGAUAGGAGUUCUGUAUGUAUCCAAAGGCCCACAUCUAGCUGACAUGCACAUUGUCAUUAACGGGGAGGACAUGGGGGCUUCUGCGAGAGGCAUCCCCACCACGGAGCCCAUUUAUGCCGUAGUGGACGUAUUUGCUGCUACUAAGUGUGUCAGGAUUGUGCAGGUGGAGUAUGGAUUCUCGUCCUUGCAGACACUGUGCAGAAAGGCCAUCCAGAAACACAUCGUCCACAGAAUGGCCAUUGACUGGUUGGCGCUGCCAGAAGCAUUAAAGCACUACUGCAAGUAUGAGUGAGGACUGAGGAUCUUCAGUGGGAACUGAACUGAGACUCUAUAGAUAUUGUGAAUGGAUGCUGUGUUAGAUCCGGAUGCUUAAUUGCGGAACUAAAAGCCAGUUCACCUAAAAGAAGUGCCAGCUUCCUUCAGCUGGAAGACUUUUUGUCCAUUUGUGUCCAUUCAGAUGAACUUGUGAGGUCAGAGGUCAUUGAGGGAGCUAUGAGGCAUAGCUCGGUUGGUAGAGCGGCCGUGCCAGCAACUAGAGGGUUCUGGGUUCGAUCCCCGCUUCUUCCAUCCUAGUCACUGCUGUUGUGUCCUUGGGCAAGACAGUUCACCCACCUGCUCCCAGUGCCACCCACACUGGUUUAAAUGUAAUUUAGAUAAUGGGUUUCACUAUGUAAAGCGCUUUGGGUCAAUAGAGAAAGGCACUAUAUAAAAUAUAGUUCACUAACGAGGGCUCAGUGGGGUCUACCACAUCCAGACUCAUCCAACCGUGCCUUUAAACCUCGGAAAAAGGGCCUUCCCCAAUCGUUCCCAUAAUUUUGGAACCAUAGUACAGAUUUAAUUGUGCCAGUGUGAUAUUUUUUUUAAAGAAUAUUGGUUGAUUAAAAAUAACUGAACUUUUUUUAAAUUUUUUUUACUUUUUAUUGACAUCUUCUCCCUUAAUUUAGUACAGUGUUACCUCAAUUGAAGAGUAUUUUGAAAUAGGUCGUCCCGCUAAUUGUUAUGCUUUAAGUUACAAGCAAAAAUCUGAUACACGCAUCUCGCCAGCUAGAGAUGGACAUCGCUUUGUUUUUGCAACCAUGGUAAGGAAAAAAGUGAGUUUGAAGUACAAUGCUGAGAAGAAGUAGUGUAUGAUAUUAUUUGAAUUGAAAAAAGAAGUAAUCAAAAACAUGACCGAGUGUGUAGUCCACUUGACGAAGCAGUAUGAGCGUAUCACUGCUUGUCUGCACCAUACAGAAUGAGUCUAACGCCAGGCAAGAUUGUUCAAAUACUGUCAAAAUGCGGACAUUUAUCCAUGAAAAUAUGAAGAAGCUGCUAAUGGUGUGUUUGAUGGAGAAACAGCUUGUAGGAGAUACCAUAGAAGUCCACUCUCCAAUGUAUACACUAUUAUAACAUUACUUUAUAAACUACUUUAGUUGUUUUCAUUCAAAACGUAUUAUCUUAAAAAAAAUGUUUUCUUUUUAAAAGGCAUGUUACAUGUUAAAAUUGUGCCAUAUUUGGGGCCAAGCACAGAUUAAAUUGAUUUAAAUUAAUUCAAUGGGCAAGUGUUAUGAAUUAAGAGCUACGUCACAGAACCAAGUUGAGGUACUACUGUAUAUGCCCAUAUGUUUAUUAUACACUAGUGGCAAAUACCAAUGGUUCCAUCUAGAACUGUAUUUUGUUUUAUAUUACAUGAAUAUUUGAGUUUUGUAUUAUUCAAAGUUUUUGUCCUAGACAACUGCAAACAGCAGUGUGUUAAACAUGUGUCCAAAUCCAAAUAUUAAAAAAUAUGUAUUUAUGUGUGUAUUUUUAUACAUUUAUAUUGAUUUAUAAUAUAUUACAUUUGUCUGAAUAUAAUUCACUGACUGUUACAUUACAUGUGAGGCACACAUGUCUAAUGAGAACCAACAGAGGAGCUGCACGAAUGCCUUCAUUAAAGUAAUAAUGCAGUACGUAUUCAUUUAAAGAAAUAAAUGAUAAAUGGGUUGUACUUGUAUAGCGCUUUUCUACCUUCAAGGUACUCAAAGCGCUUUGACACUACUUCCACAUUUACCCAUUCACACACACAUUCACACACUGAUGGAGGGAGCUGCCAUGCAAGGCGCUAACCAGCACCCAUCAGGAGCAAGGGUGAAGUGUCUUGCUCAGGACACAACGGACAUGACGAAGUCGGUACUAGGUGGGGAUUGAACCAGGGACCCUCGGGUCGCGCACGGCCAUUCUUCCACUGCGCCACGCCGCCCUAUAUUAUUUAUGUAUUUAAUAUUUGUUUGCUUACUUCCAUCCAUCCAUCCAUCCAUCCAUUUUCUACCGCUUAUUCCCUUCGGGAUCGCGGGGGGCGCUGGAGCCUAUCUCAGCUACAAUCGGGCGGAAGGCGGUGUACACCCUGGACAAGUCGCCAC
Messenger RNA from Nerophis lumbriciformis (worm pipefish), 3032 nucleotides. It is a transcript of the gene neurl2, whose product is annotated as neuralized E3 ubiquitin protein ligase 2. Lineage: Eukaryota; Metazoa; Chordata; Actinopteri; Syngnathiformes; Syngnathidae. The record is from RefSeq and is a predicted model, not a curated record. Gene Ontology annotation, biological process: intracellular signal transduction. Gene Ontology annotation, molecular function: ubiquitin protein ligase activity.